Colias croceus (clouded yellow) is the source of this 788-nucleotide messenger RNA. RefSeq lists its product as uncharacterized. The transcript has 2 exons. The record is from RefSeq and is a predicted model, not a curated record. Lineage: Eukaryota; Metazoa; Arthropoda; Insecta; Lepidoptera; Pieridae. The coding region runs from base 41 to 511 and encodes 156 amino acids.
GAUUUAAUUUUUAAGUGAAUUUUUCGUAUACCUAUUUUUAAUGUUUACAGUCAGUAUGAUCUCAAAAUUAGCAUUAUUAACUAAAAGCGCCCUCCGGCCUGCAGGGAAUAUGCUAAAAGCCCUACCACCGUGUCGUGCGACUGUCAGGUCGGCAGGUGACUACAUUCCUCCCACACAGUACGAUGUUCCAAUCCCUCGGAGACUAUACCUCACUUAUGUGCUAACCGUCUAUUGGGAAACCGUUCCCUUAUUCUUGGUCACUUGCACCAGCCUGACGCUUAUGGUUAUUUCUAUAGCUUGGGCAGUUAAUAAUAAGGUGGACGUGGUCUACACAACCCACAACCGUGAAUGCAUAUCCCGAACAAUGGACCUGCGGAACCCAAGUAUCCACAAGAUGCUCCUCAUCAAUCAGCGCUACGAACCCUGGCCCGAGAUGCAGGACGUUCUUGAUAAAAUGACGUCAGCGGAAAAAAGAGCGGCAAAACGCGCUGAGAUGUGUAGCCACCCCUAAAAAUUAGAGGCUAUUUGCAAACUUUGCCUGUUAAAUGGGGUGUAAAUAAUAAAAAAAUAUCUCUGCCUACAUGAAUGGAGAUGUUAUUAUCAAAUUGUCUCUAAUCAUGGUAAUGAUGCUGGCUUUAAAAUUGAUAUGCACAAAGCCAUUAUAAUCAGUCAAUAUGGAAAAAUAAGCUUAUAUCCUGAAAUAUCUCAAGGAUUCAAACAAAAGGCUAGCAAUGUAAAUGAAACUGUGCAAUAGGUAACAAAUUGAUGAAAUAAAGACUUUAAUAAGA